AUGAACCUGCAGCCGGAGCAGCUGUGCAAAGUGCUGGAGGGCUCUUACAGCCCGGACGCCGAGACUCGGGGGCAGGCGGAGGCGGUGUUGAAGUCUCUGUCGCCCACAAAAGGCCUUUUGAGCGCUUUGAUGCAUAUCAUCAGCCACGACCAGAUCGACCUGCCCAUCCGCACUGCGGCCUCAGUGACUCUGAAGAACGAAGUGCGGCAGCACUGGCGCGACCCCGCAGCAGACCUGGGGGAGGCCCCUGCUGCUGCUGCUGCUGCUGCUGCUGCUGCUGCUGCUGCUGGGGUUUACGAGGAGGAGGAGAAGCAGCUGCUGCGGCAGCAUCUUUACAAACUAGUCAAAGACACAAGUGCUGCAGCAGCACCUGUGCGGCUGCAGCUAAUUGAGUGCAUUCGAAUUGUGGCUUCUUAUGAUUACCCCGAAAGGUGGCCGUCUCUGCUGGAGGAAGUGUGCGAGGACUUGGCGGCUUCUGCUUCAGCAGCAAAAGUGUUAAAUGCUUUAAUGGUUUUGCGAAAAGUUGUUGGAAAUUAUGAAUUUAAAGGAAAAGAAAGUAGACAAGCUUUGGACAAAAUAAUAGACAAGAGCUGGCCCUUGCUGCUGCCUGCGGGGGCGCAGCUGCUGCAGCUGCAGCAGCAGCAGCAGCAGCUGCUGCUGCAGCAGCAGCAGCAGCUCGCCCCCCACCAGCUGCAGCAGCUGCUGCUGCAGCAGCAGCAGCAGCAGCACGCAGACCCCAUGACUCUCCUCAAACUCUUGUUCAAAAUUUAUUGGUCUUCAACUCAACUUUGUCUUUCCAGUUCUCCUUUGCUGCUCUCCACCAUGGACAGCUGGUUCGAGCUCCUCUCCGCCUGCAUUUUGCUGCCAGUGCCGAGUUUGCUGCUGGAGGACUUGUGCGCGGAGGAGCGGAGUUUGCUGCCGGUGUACAAGGCGAAGAAGUGGGCGCUGCAAAUAGUGCAGCGAGUGUUUGGGAGGUUUGGGGACAUAAAGCUGCUGAAGCGGGAAAAGGAAAAAGAAAUGAACAAAAGAAACAAAAUAAAUGAAACAAAUGCAAUUAGUUCUUUUGCUGCUGUCGACAACCCUGCUGCUGCAGCACGAGACCCCGACGCCGUCGCCAGGGCCUUCGGCGAGCGCUUCAGCGAGCUGUGGGCCCCGCGGCUGACGCAGGAGCUGCUGCUGCUGCUGCAGCAGCACUUCGCCCCGCAGCAGCAGCAGCAGCAGCAGCAGCAGUGGCUGUCGCCGCGGAUGCUGAACCUCACGCUGCAGUUCCUGGCGCGGGCCGUGGAGGCCGGGCGUCUGUACACCCCAAUCCUGAAGCAGCAGGGAAACUUUCUUUUGCAAAAAGUUUGUUUUCCAUUAAUGCACUUUUCCAAAGAUGAUGCAGCAACUUGGGAAACAGAGCCUCUCGAGUUCAUCCGCAGACAAAACGACCCCCUCGAGGCCUUCUCCCAGCCCAGAGAAGCAGCAAUAGAGUUUGUGAAGAGCCUGGUGCGUUACCGCGCGAAGGACUUUCUGGAGCCGAUGUACCUGACGAUAGAGCGCGUGUGUGGGGAGUUUGCUGCAGCAGCAGCAGCAGCAGCAGCAGCGGGAGGCGCAGCAGCAGUUCCCGAGGAGCUGUACCAGGCCAAGGACGGGGCCCUCGUGCUGGCAGCAGCUCUCAGCGAAAGACUUACUUCCAAAAAAAGAAAAGUUCCUUUUCAAGAAAUGCUUUUCAACUUUGUGCUGCCGGAGUUGUCUUCAGCAAACAAGUUUUUGCGGCUGCGGGCCUGCUGGCAGCAGCAGCAGCA
Molecule: messenger RNA, 1787 nt
Organism: Eimeria tenella
Lineage: Eukaryota; Apicomplexa; Conoidasida; Eucoccidiorida; Eimeriidae
Product: OSJNBa0008A08.6 protein, related
Exons: 8
Biological process (GO): protein import into nucleus
Cellular component (GO): nuclear envelope; cytosol
Molecular function (GO): small GTPase binding
Source: RefSeq, a predicted model, not a curated record